Messenger RNA from Fusarium tjaetaba, 993 nucleotides. RefSeq lists its product as uncharacterized. Lineage: Eukaryota; Fungi; Ascomycota; Sordariomycetes; Hypocreales; Nectriaceae. The transcript has a single exon. The record is from RefSeq and is a predicted model, not a curated record. Bases 1 to 993 code for a protein of 330 amino acids.
AUGGAUGACAAAAAGACUCCUGAAGAACUUCCUGGGGAUACUGGAAGCGCUUUUGAACAGCUGUCUGAUGGUGAGAACUUUCUUCUCAUCACUCUGCCGCAAGUACAGGUUGCUAAUUUUGUAGUCGAAGAUAUCCCUUCCGUCUUUCUGGCCAGGCUGAAAGCAAUGCUUAGGCCAGACAACCGUAAACCCAUGGGCCUGCUUCAGCACCUGCAGCAGGACCCCGUCUCGGAACUUAUGUCCCAACGCCAGACACCAAGAGAGUGGCUCGAGAAGCUCACUGGAGUCGACUUUACAGACCCUGCCUCUAUCCUUGACCUUGGACUCGAGUUGGCCGGAUACAAAAUAGUUGGGGAAUUCGCUCUAUGCACUGAUGGUAAAGAUACCUUUACUGUUUCGCCAAAUCCUGGAGCUAUGAGUGUGGACUAUACGCCAGUCCUGGAGGACUCUGAUGCCCACCCAGGUCUACUCUCUCUCGAAUUCGUCAACGGCUCCGAUAAGCAAGACAAGACUGCCAAGUCAUCAGGAGUCAACCAACCCCUUCCUUCUCUGGUAAUGCCUAUCGGCCAGAUAUCUAAACGAUAUACAACAGAAAGUGGCCUUCCACUCUCGGAUGAGACUAACUACGUCCUUGUUGUCGAUGCAGUCGCAUCUGCGCAUCCUGUCUGGUUGAUUUUUGAUCGAAUGCUUAUGUCCGAAUCCGACCAGGAUGACGAGUACUACAGGGACAACAAAGGUGGUGAGGAGAAGGAGGGCAUCCAUCCCGACACAGUUGAUUUGUUGUUCAAUGGGUCAGAGAAGAACUUUGAUGCUGCCCAAGUGUUGCCCAGCAUUCAAGAUUGGUUCCAGCUCUACGAUAAACUCAGUUUCACUCAGAUUCGGGACUCAUUUCGAAAGACAGGGUUGACAGGAAAGGUCAAGGCGAGGGUCGUGACAGCGGAGGAUGCCAGCGUGCUCUGGAACAAAGAUCCCUCUGUUGAUAAGAGCAAAUAG